UAAUCGUAUAUAGUUCAGCGGCAGCAAUGUAACAAACCGUGUCUUUUAAUCGCCUUUGGCUGUAACUUGCCUUCAAAAGCUGACGUUUCUUCCCGCCAUACGAAAAUUGUGUAUAUAGAAAACGAAUAGCGCUCAUCUUCUACCUCAUUAGAAAAUAAGCUUCAAAAUGGUGUUUUGCGUUGAAGUUUUCGGAUGGGGAAUUAUGGUGGUGAUGGGAGCCAAACUGCUGUUCAAUUGCUACGAUUUCUUCUAUGCCACAUACUUGGCAGCGGCGUUAGGACACAACCUGGUCCCUAAAAUAAAACAAUUCGGCUCUUGGGCAGUUGUGACGGGAGCAACGGAUGGAAUAGGAAAAGCUUACGCUCAACAAUUGGCGGCCUUGGGAUUAAAUAUUGUACUUGUUAGUCGAUCACCCGUAAAACUGAAGCAAGUUUCAGACGAGAUAAGUCGUCAAAAUCGUGCUAUCCAAAUUUUAACGGUGGCUGUCGAUUUCACUGACGGCAAUGCCAUUUAUCCUAAACUAAAGAAAGAACUAUCUCACCUAUUUGGACAAAUAGGAAUACUCGUUAACAAUGUUGGUAUGAAGCUGCCAACUUGUCAGAUCGCCGAUGUUCCAUCUGGUGAACAGUUUAACGAGAUAAUUAAUUGCAACGUUAUGUCGAUGGUCCGGUUGACCAAUAUGCUUCUACCUGCCAUGAGAAAGAAAAAGAGAGGAUUGAUCAUCAAUAUCGGAUCACUUGCCGGCACGGGAUUUGCUCCAAUGAGGACAACCUACGGAGCUACGAAAGCUUUUGUCGACAAAUUCUCGUGCGAUUUGGCUGCAGAAUAUCGUUCGGACGGCAUCGUUGUCCAGUCUAUAUUGCCAGGUUACGUGGCAACAAAAUUGCCCGGACUGAGUGGUAAAUCCAGUUUCGAUGUGCCAACAGCCAAAACGUACGUAGAGGCUGCGUUAUUACGCUCUCUCGGAGUGGAAACUAGAACAUCAGCUUACUGGUUUCACAAGAUACUGCUGUACUGGACUGAAUUCCUGUAUUUUUUCGUCCCCAAUCUCGUUCAGAAAUUGACUGUGAGUAUCAUAGGCCGUAAAGCACAAAUGGCUAAUCUUCAAACAAGAAUGUAAAGACUAAAACAACAAAUUAAUGAAUACAAGCGUUACGAUACAAGAA
Messenger RNA from Daphnia magna, 1166 nucleotides. RefSeq names its product very-long-chain 3-oxoacyl-CoA reductase. NCBI's taxonomy places the organism in Eukaryota, Metazoa, Arthropoda, Branchiopoda, Diplostraca, Daphniidae. Gene Ontology annotation, cellular component: endoplasmic reticulum. The transcript has 8 exons. Gene Ontology annotation, molecular function: oxidoreductase activity. Bases 167 to 1120 code for a protein of 317 amino acids. The record is from RefSeq and is a predicted model, not a curated record.